AAAUGGUACGGAUUUCGUCCGUUGGCAAAGAAAUUGUGCGACAACUGUGAUAUUUCUCGGUAUUCCUUAUAGUGCAACCAGAGCUGAUGUUUGUGUGUGUUCGCCAACGCAUUUCGAGGGCAUAGUGCGGAGUAGUUCUUUCCUGCGAAAUUUCAAAACAAAUUCACAGCGCGUCUAAUAAUAGUGCAUGGUACCGCACUUUCCUGAUUUGAGUGUGACAGAAAAGUUUCUAAGAAGAACCAGUGUGUUCUUUUCACCAUUCUCAAACAGUUAGUUAGAAUACGCCCAGCAUGAAGCUAGGCUAGACGAAGUGUCAUCAAACGUUAUUAUUCAAAAGUUCGAAUGAAUACGAUCGCAUAGUGCCAACAAAAUAACAAAAUAAUAAUAAAAAAAACCGACGAUGGUGAACGGGGGGGAUAGAAACGCUAUGAUGAGUGGUGUGCUGUUCAGCAAUCAAAUGGCGAUAAAUGGCGACCGGUAUCAUCAGCGUUCGCGAAUGACGAUACCGACGCAACCAACGCCACCGUCGUCGCCGCCGCCGCAGUCAGUAACGGUCGAGCCGUCGGUGGAAGGUCGACGGCAUGUAUCACUUAUCGAUGAUGUCAGCCGGCAGCAGAAUGUGCCACCGGUGCACCAGCAGCAGCUACAGCAGCAGCAGACAAAAGAAAGUGUAGUUAUGCGAAAUAAGGUGAUUGAUCUGGACAAAAAUCGCAUUAAAUGUGGCCGCAAUAAGCUCUGGUCAAGGCCGCUCAGUUUCUCCGGUUUCUUCAAGAAGUCACUGAGCCAAGGAUCGAUUCAGCUGGAGGCAAACCGGGGCGGAGGAGGCGGUGUAGGUGGCCGACAUAGCACGAAUUAUGCUGUCAAUCACGGUGGCUUGUCCGACCCGAAUGGUAACGAACCAUCAGCACGAGGACGUGGUGCAAAGUUUGAUCUCAACAUGAUUCGCAAAUUGGAGGACGAAAUUUACAAGCGCGGUCGGGAGAAACAGCAGUCAGGCGAUGAAUUCAAUGCGGAAGCAAAAGACUUUCAUGAUUUCUAUUUUAGUCAAAAACCCUUCGGUGAAAAGAAGACGUUCUCCAGUGAUACCUCUGCAUUCAAGGGAGACAGCAAAGCGAUGCUACUGGUUGACUCACAGGCACUGGAACCAAUGCUUCUCAAAAGACCACUCAGCACGGACGAUGCACUUUUGCAAAACGGAUCGAGACAGUCGGAGAGCGAAUCAAACUGCCAUGUCGACUCAUCCAACAAAUCGAUCAUCAUCGUAGACAACUCCGAGUUCUAUCCAGUGCUAAUGAGAUACGAUAUUAAUAGCGAACUAGUGAACCGCCAGUUCAGGGAACACGCGCGGAAGCGUAACGAAGAAAAACUAAAAAUAUCCACCCGAAAUGGAACUCCUUCGACUCAGACUACGACGAUGACGCCGAGCGUCGCAAACUCGUCAUUAGGAAAUAAUGCUCCCAGCACCAAGAUGCUACUGUCAACGUCAAAUUUAACAACUGCCGCUAAAGACUCGCAACCACCACCAGCGUCGAAAGCUAAAACGACGCGCAGCGAAUCGGUCGCCUGUUGUGAAACUAAAAACAUAAACAACAAUAAUCACGCUGCACAGCCGAAAAAACUAGUCGUUAGCACACGGCCGCCACCUCCCGCCGGGUCGGGGAGUGGCGAUCGUGCUAAAAAGACCCGCUCGGCCAACCUCUUUCAGCGGUUCCUUCUCCAACGGAGAAGCCUAAAUCUAUCGGUCAGACGUCAUAAACGUCACGAGUGCCAUUUCCGCCCAUCGCCCGUUUAUUCACCCUCCGAGGACAGUAGCUCUCCAUCCGAAAGCAAACCCACGGGAAACAAUAAAUUUAAAUUUGAGUACCUCAAAAAGAUGCAACGAUACGACCCCGAAACUCCGUCCCAGAGUUCCACCCAGGCGAUGUUCCCAACUGGCUGCCGCGCCAGCAGCGAACCGAAUCUUUCCUCUCGAGCCAACUGGAAAAGUGAGCAUUUCCUGCGACACCUUCAAUACACGCACCGUAGCUGGAGCACCGGUGACCUGGACAGUCUCGGUCAGCUGAUGUCAUCGAGCAAAAAUUUCGCCAACAUUUUCGAGAGCACCAGUGACAAUCUGUCACACCUUUCGGCUAUCGUAAUCUCGUCCAGCAGUCAGGGUUCACCGUCGUCCGGUUCGCUGACAUCAUCCUCGUCCCUGUCAUCUGGCUCCCGAAUGCAGUCACUGCUGGAAAACCAUUACCGGCUGCUGCAAAGAAGGGAACGGACGGCCAGCCAGCGCAGCGCCAGCGGUUCGGUACAAAGCAAACCGCCACCGUGCUGUCCCAGCGGCGGCGGCAGCAGCAACGGAGUGACCCCGAAUCAACUGUCCGGUGGUGGUAACUUUCUACGGCGGAAGUCCUCCUCAUUUCGGGGGGUACUCCGGCGGGCCAACACUCCGGAUGUCGUCAAUACGUGGAUCUACAGGAAAAGCUACGAUGGCUCCGGCAGCGGUCUAGGUGAGCCCCCGUACCGGGGGCAUCACGGUAGCCCUCACUCGUCACCGUCGCGGUACUCCUACAACAAUACUGCCAAGACCAGCAUCCAGCACUGGCGGACAUCCAGUGGUGGUGCAGCGGACUUUAAACGAAACUCCAGGCUCCGCAGUUCGACCAGUGCCGUUCCCGGUGGCGGAGCCGGUGGGGGCAGCGGUUCUAGUACCAGCAGCAGCAGCACCGGAUCCAAUAUGGUCGACCUUAACAUACCGCGCGGCCACUCGCCGCACUUCAGUCCCUCGAGGCAAACCACACAAACCGGCGACACGCAGACACUGCAUGUGUAUCUACCGAACCAUGGCUUCCGCAUGAUUCGCUUCGACGAGGCAUCCGAUGUCCGGCAGAUAAUUAAUCUGAUCGUGAAUUCAAUGUCACCAGGCCACAAGACGAAUCCGCAGAGCUACGCGCUCCGUCUGCGACACAUGCUAACCAAAGAGGUGCUCUGGAUGCCACCGGACACGUCCAUGACCCAGGUGAUGGCACACAUUUUCAACCCAUCCUGUAGCAAUGCCGACUGUCCCAACGUGGACAAGAGUACGAUUGCAAAGCGGAUGCAGCAGAAGACCAGUGGAGUUGUCGGCCAUGCCAACAGUGUCUGGAAGGCGGAACUUCGCGUACGCUACAUACCAAAAAGUCUGAAGGAACUGUACGAAAAAGAUCGUACCACGUGUCACUUCUACUUCGAUCAGGUCAAGCAAGAUUACAUUCAGUCCAAUAUACCGAAUAUCGAUCAGGAUAUUGCGAUUCAGUUGUGCUGUCUAGGAAUUAGACAUUACUACAAAGACACGAAUCACUCUUCGAACGAUCGGAAGCACCAUCUUGAGUACAUCGAGAAAGAGAUGGGCUUCAGUAACUUCAUACCCAAAUCUGUGAUAGAUACCAUUAAGCAGAAGAAUCUGAAAAAGCUUAUCCAAGCUGGCUACAAGAAGGUUUACAGUUACACCGAGAUGGAAUAUAUGCUGAAGUUCUUCGACUUGCUGCGAACCCAGUACACCUUCGAUCAGGAACAGUUUAACGUCCAGCUGAGCAGUGGAUGGAAUAUUCGUGUCGAUUUAAUUAUUGGUCCACACGUUGGCAUUUCCUAUUCGGUUAACCCGCAAGCUCCUCCCACUAAGGUAACCGAUUUCGAAAACAUAGAGCGAAUAACAACCAGUGUAGUAUCGUCAUCGCUUACGAAAAGCGACAACCAGGGUGCAAAACAGCCGAGCUCGAAAAAUUCCAAAGACCAACCAGAUCUCACUAGUUCCUGCGGCAGCGGCGGCAGUGGCGAAAAGAAGGACAAGAAAGGUGUCUCCUGUCCAUGUAGCGAAAUAAAGACUCAGCUGAGGAUAAAAGUCAAUGGCAACAGCGAGGAUCUUGCGAUCACAUGUGAUGGUAUUAAGACUUCCGAGAGUAUAGCCGAUCUAGUCGAUGGUUACUGUAGAUUAUUUAAUAAUACUGAUAUUAGCUUAUGGGAUCGAAGCGUCAUACCAAAAACUACCCCCAACAGCAGCGCCACCAAUUCGCUGGAAAAGAGUCAGAACCGAAAGAUGACCGAUUCACAGUCAUCGGAAAAGCAGGACUCCACGCGAUCGAGUAGCGACAAGCUGAAUAAUUCCGUUCAUAAUGAGCUGGAAGCCAGCACCAGUUCCAAUAGUAAACCGACGCUAAGCGAAGACUAUGCCGAGCUGGGCAUCUGCGACGAAGAAGGUGACUACUCUACGCCAGCUGCUCGAAAUUACGAACUAGAUCGCAACCAGAUUACUUUGAACGAAAUCAUCGGCGUGGGACAGUUUGGCGAUGUGCACAUCGGUUCGUGCCGACUGUCGAGCAAAUCGACGCUAGCCAACAAGCUGAACCAAUCACUGACCAGCGAAUUUGAUGAGCUUUCUCUUUCGGGCGCUGGCAACAACGGGGAGAACAAUAACAGUGCCGAGGCACAGCAGAAGGGUGGCACCAUACAGGUGGCGGUAAAGACCUGCAAAGCCGACGCCGAUCUGGCUACGUCGGAGAAGUUCCUAGAGGAAGCAUAUAUAAUGCAAAAAUUCGAGCACCCCCACAUCAUCAAACUGAUCGGGAUCUGCAGCGGCCCACCAAUCUGGAUCGUGAUGGAGCUAGCCAGGCUGGGCGAGCUGCGGGCGUAUCUGAAGAAAAAUGGUUCCAAGUUGAAGCUAGGAACUUUGCUACUGUACUCCUACCAACUGUCUACCGCGCUUAGUUAUCUGGAGUCCAAGAAGUUUGUCCACCGGGAUAUUGCUGCCCGAAAUGUGCUCGUCAGUUCACCAACCUGUAUCAAGCUUGCCGAUUUUGGACUCUCAAGAUGGGUUGAAGAUCAGUCAUACUACACGUCUACCAAAGGAAUGCUACCGAUUAAAUGGAUGGCACCGGAAUCGAUCAACUUCCGGCGGUUCACAACUGCUAGCGAUGUUUGGAUGUUCGGUGUAUGCACAUGGGAAAUUUUGAUGCUUGGAGUGAAACCAUUCCAAGGAAUCAAAAAUUGUGAUGUGAUUGGAAAGUUGGAAAAUGGUGAACGGCUACCGUUACCACCGAAUUGCCCACCCCGGCUUUACUCGUUGAUGUCGCAGUGCUGGUCAUAUGAACCGCACAAGCGACCGAAUUUUAAGAAUGUCAAAGAGGUCCUUUAUGAAAUACUCAUGGAAGAACGUCACAGUGACUGUGAGACAAUGCGACGCGAGAAUCGCCGCGUCGCUGCCAUGUCAUGGGGAGCUGGCGACGAUGUAGCACCCCCGAAACCAGCUCGUGGACCCAUGAUGGGUGCAGGAGAUGGUUCACAGCAGGCUCUUGGUGCUCCGCAAACCUACAUCAUCGCUCGUGAUCCAGCUGUACUGGCAGCUUUGAUGCGCGAGAAUGAGCAGCGUGGGGUAAAUCCAUCGUGCUACACAACACCUGCUUCGGUGCAAGAAACACAGCAGAUUCUGGAAGCCAAACUCCGCAAGCAACAGCAAGAGAGUGAAGUUGAUUCCAAGUGGCUCCAGCAGGAGGAGAAUAAUCUCAAAAAACGGCUCAGUCUGAUCACAUCCGCUGCUGGCAGCGCAUCGUUCGAUCAGCCGCAACAGCAGCAACAAGAGCUCAACAAUGGCAGUGGCUCAUUGUCCGGCAGUUACCAUUCCCAGCAAAGCCCACAUUUUUCUCCGCAAAAUACCAUGUCCGGACCGCAAAGUCUCGGUGAUCACUAUCCGACCACACCAAAUACUUCGGACUCUAGACCACACACACCGGGUUCCACCUCCGGUAUGGUCAAGUCCAAGAGUUCCUCGAUGGAACGCUGCACGACGCCACUGUCGGGCGAUGAAAAGUUUGUAGUCAAAAAGAUGGAGCCGACGCGAACGAUGCCGCUGGAUCGGACCGGUGAUAUCGUGUACAGCGCCACGACCAGUGUGGUGAAGUCGAUAAUGGCACUCAGCCAGGGCGUCGAUAAAUCCCAGGCAGCGGACUACCUGGAUCUGGUGCGCAACGUAGGGAUCGAACUGCGCACGCUGCUUGGUUCUGUCGAUCAAAUUUCCAUUUCAUUCCCAGCGCAGUGUCAUAAGGAAGUAGAAAUGGCACACAAAGUAUUAUCCAAAGAUAUGUUCGAGUUGGUGGCGGCUAUGCGAUUGGCGCAACAAUAUAGCGAAACCACGCUCGAUGCUGAAUAUAGAAAGAGCAUGUUAUCAGCAGCACAUGUGCUCGCAAUGGAUGCCAAAAAUCUGCUAGACGUCGUCGACUCGAUACGCGUGCGCUUCCCUAACUUGGUUCUAACUAAACAGCCAAGCCUUCCGACCAGUCCCAUCCAGAAGCAACAAUCCACAUCGAUAGCAGCCACAUCGGUCUCAUCGGCAAGUAGCAACUGCGUUAGCAAUCCUCCGUCCAGCGGUGGUGGUCCACCGAUAUCCUACCAGCAACAACAGCAGCAGCAGCAACACGUAUUCGACACUCAGUCUACCGCCGAAUGCUACCAGAACCUACAGCCAAAGCAAAUCUUCCACUCCCACAGUUCUCCGCCAACCUCUCUGACGCAUUCUUUCGAAACCGGGCAGACCCAACUGUACUCCAAUCAGCAGAGUGGAAUCUACGACAAUGAAUGUGUCGUCAACCAGACGCCAUGGUCCAACGAUGGUAAACCGAAAAAACCGCUAAUUGCGGUGAAACCUCCGGCUGCGGCGUUGGCUACUCACAAGUUGAAAUCAUCCAAUGCUUUUUCCUCCCUUGGCGGUCAACUUCCGGUGCCCGAUGAAUUGCUAAACGAACCGCUCAAGAUCAUUGAAGACCCAGCUGAAUUGUACUCAAAUACAACCACUGCCAGCUCUACAAGUAACAGUAUGCCCUCUGCGAUAUCCACAAGCAGUAGCUCCGGAGCGAUCAAACUGCCGGAACCCGUUUCCUGCACUAUCGUUCAGGAGAAUCUGCUUGCGAUCAAUAAUCAGAAAGUGAUGGCCAACAAGUUAGGCUAGGCUGGUGCACUAAUAUUAUAUGCUUAAAGAAACACAAUUCUACCCCUACUACCUAUUAUCUAGUGAAAGACAUACGGUAUUGUACUAUUUUUAGGCAAAGAACAGUAACAUUACAAAUUUUACUAUUUUGCUAAGUAAUAUCAUUCAGACGUAUGUGACUAGGAAGCAGUAAAACACGGAGUUUGUAUGACUAAAUCCGGCAUUAUUGUAGAUAAUCAAUGCAAGCAAAUACAAUAACAAAUCAUAAAUUGUUUCAAGUUUAUUUUUGAAAACAAUUGCAGUAUCAACAGCAGCAGUAUUUCAGUGGGAAAUUUCCACCGGCUUCGACUGUUGAAGUGCUAGGCCAAAACGCUUUCGAUGUUUGCUAUUCUCUGUACGUGUGAUGAAGAAGGUAUAUUUUUGCCGCAAGUAGUUUUUACAAUCAUACCGGAAUUGAAAGCUUCCAUGAAGGCAUCAUUCAUGGAACCAAUUACAACUAGCACACAGCACAGCAACAUUUUCCUCCAUCCAAAUUAGGUAAUUGAACUGAAAGCCCAUUUUUUAGACACCACGUCUUGUGCAGCACCCGCCCCCCCUUGUUCCAUAAACAAGCAAAACCUGAUUGAAUGAGUUCAGAUCUCCAAUGAAUUGAAUCAGGGAUAAAUAGUAAAAGUAUACAAGUUUUUUUAUUUGCAGGUAUAGACUGGCUUGCGUAAGUAAAAAUUUCAGAAAUAGUUUAUUCUAUUUUGAAAUGAUUUUAUCUCUAACACCGUACUUUUGAACCAUUUUACCGAUAAUAUUCGUAGCGGAGGAAUUGUAACAACUUUUACCCUAAAACAUUAACAGUUGUAAAUAGAGUAAACAAUAUUUAGCUUGCUUUCUGCUAAUUAUUACUACAAGCAUUAAUCUACUAAUCAAAACAAGAUAGUAACUACUCUGAACAUCAAAAUCAAAUUACUUGACAAACGGUACUGUGCAGUGCUAACCUAUACUAACUAUUAUAAUCGAUAUUCAAUCUGUUACUGCAACUUAUAUAGCGAGGGAAGAAUCUUGAGACAGUUGGCAGAAGGUUAAGGCAUUUUACUGCCGCUUACGUACACCAGCCGUAACUAGCAAAAUGAAUCGCGAAGCAUGUCUAAACCAUCAGUAAUAUUACUAAUCUAUCUACAGACUAAUAAAAUAUGUACCUAAUAAUAAAAAAGGUAGC
Sabethes cyaneus is the source of this 8147-nucleotide messenger RNA. RefSeq lists its product as uncharacterized. The record is from RefSeq and is a predicted model, not a curated record. The transcript has 14 exons. Gene Ontology annotation, cellular component: focal adhesion; cytoskeleton. Gene Ontology annotation, biological process: signal complex assembly; protein phosphorylation. Lineage: Eukaryota; Metazoa; Arthropoda; Insecta; Diptera; Culicidae. Bases 401 to 6961 code for a protein of 2186 amino acids. Gene Ontology annotation, molecular function: protein tyrosine kinase activity; ATP binding.